Molecule: messenger RNA, 1656 nt
Organism: Olea europaea var. sylvestris
Lineage: Eukaryota; Viridiplantae; Streptophyta; Magnoliopsida; Lamiales; Oleaceae
Product: homeobox-leucine zipper protein ANTHOCYANINLESS 2-like
Exons: 7
Coding region: 1-1641 (546 amino acids)
Biological process (GO): regulation of DNA-templated transcription
Molecular function (GO): lipid binding; DNA-binding transcription factor activity, RNA polymerase II-specific; DNA binding
Source: RefSeq, a predicted model, not a curated record
AUGGAAAAGAGUUUAAGAGUGGAAAAUCGACGAGGUGAUCAUUCCACCAGUGAUGACAUUGGGCUGCAUGGUGGUGUACAAGAACAUGGAAAUGAGGUAAAGCGAUACAAUCUUAACUCUUUGGUAUUUGUCAUUAGUUCCUUGAAUGGCAACAACAUGCCCACUGGCGCCAUAGCUCAGCCACACCUUGUCUCUCAGUCUCUCUCCACCAAGGCUAUGUUCAACUCACCUGGACUCUCUCUUGCCCUUCAAACGGGCAUGGAGGGGCAAGGAGACGUGGGAAGAAUGGGGGAAAAUUAUGAAUCAAGCAUUGUUGGUGGCAGAAGAAGUAGAGAUGAAGAACAUGAAAGCAGAUCUGGGAGUGAUAACAUGGAGGGUGCAUCAGGUGAUGAUCAAGAUGCUUCAGACAAGCCUCCGAGGAAGAAAAGAUACCACCGACACACCCCCCAACAAAUCCAAGAACUUGAAGCUCUUUUCAAGGAGUGUCCACAUCCAGAUGAGAAGCAAAGAUUGGAGCUUAGCAAGAGGCUUUGUCUAGAGACUAGGCAAGUGAAGUUUUGGUUUCAGAAUAGAAGAACUCAAAUGAAGACACAACUUGAGCGCCAUGAGAAUUCGAUGCUUAGGCAAGAGAAUGACAAGUUAAGAGCUGAGAAUAUGUCGAUUAGGGAGGCAAUGAAGAAUCCUAUCUGCAGCAACUGUGGUGGUGCUGCGAUAAUUGGCGAAAUAUCCCUUGAAGAGCAGCAUCUAAGAAUUGAGAAUGCUAGGCUAAAGGACGAAUUAGAUCGCGUUUGUGCCCUUGCAGGAAAGUUUUUGGGCCGUCCCAUUUCAUCGUUGGCAUCUAUGAUAGGACCACCAAUGCCUAACCAGAGUUUGGAAUUUGGAUUCGGAAGCAAUGGAUUUGGAGACUUGAACGUUGUUCCUACCACACUGCCUUUAGGGUCUCAUGAUUUUGGUGUUGGAAUUUCGAGUCCUUUGCCCGUGAUGCCUCAAACUAAGGUGACUAUGAAUGCAACACCAAUUGAGAGAUCAUUGGAGAGAUCGAUGUAUUUGGAACUUGCUUUAACUGCAAUGGAUGAACUGGUUAAAAUGGCGCAAACUGAUGAACCCCUUUGGCUGAGGAACUUGGAAAAUGGAAAGGAAAUGCUCAACCAUGAAGAAUAUAUGAGAACUUUCACUCCUUGCAUUGGUAUGAAGCCCAAUGGAUUUGUGACUGAAGCUUCGAGGGAGACAGGGAUGGCGAUCAUCAACAGUCUAGCACUGGUUGAGACCUUGAUGGACUCGAACAAAUGGCAAGAAAUGUUCCCAUGUAUGAUUGCCAGAACCUCAACUACUGAUUUAAUAUCAAAUGGCAUGGGAGGGACCAGAAAUGGCGCACUUCAGAUGAUGCAUGCUGAACUACAAGUACUAACGCCACUGAUACCAGUUAGAAAGGUUGAUUUUCUCCGGUUUUGCAAGCAGCACGCAGAGGGCAUUUGGGCAGUUGUGGAUGUGUCGAUUGAUGCCAUUCGAGAAGCUGCAGGUGCACCUAGAUUUCCAAACUGCAGGAGGCUUCCUUCUGGCUGUGUGGUGCAAGACAUGCCCAAUGGCUACUCAAAAGUAAGUUUUCCUCUUUCGAUAUGCAUUUAUGCAUCCUUUUGUUGAUUUGUUACUAUUUUA